AUGACCAGUUCAACUGUGAUUGCACCGGAAUUCCAUUGGGCUCCAGAUAAGAUCAAAGCUGGACAAUUCAAAUACAAAGGGCCCUUAAAAGUUUUUAUUAACGAACCAGUUACUUUGACGCACGACUUGGAGAAUGUUGAAAUAGAUUCGCCAAAAUCUCAAGAUCACAUCGUAUUUGAUGAUGACCUGAAUGAAGUUCACGAAAUUGGUAGUGAGGUGGAAGUGAUAAUGGAUUCAAGGACAGUCGGUCAAAAUAAUCCAUAG
Thelazia callipaeda (thelaziosis nematode) is the source of this 264-nucleotide messenger RNA. The record is from the annotation of a GenBank genome assembly. Lineage: Eukaryota; Metazoa; Nematoda; Chromadorea; Rhabditida; Thelaziidae.